UUGCAUUUUUACCUCUCAGUUCCUGAUACAGCUCCCACUGAUGUUGGAGGUGGAGGCGGCACAAAAUCUGAAUUAGUGAUAACAUGGGAGCCUCUGCCUGAGGAACUGCAGAAUGGAGACGGCUUCGGCUACAUUGUGGCCUUCAGGUCAGCUGGCGCGGUCACAUGGACGCGGGCGGUGGUCUCAGCGCCCACUGUAUCUCGCUACGUGCUUCGCAAUGACACCAUCCCGCCCUUCUCGCCAUUCGACAUCAAGGUGGCGGCCUACAACAACCGAGGGGAAGGGCCGUUCAGCUCCAUAGCCACGGUGUACUCAGCGGAAGACGUCCCCAGUGUGGUUCCUAAGAGGGUGAGGGCCCGGAGUUUGUCGGCAGCAGAGAUUGAAGUGAUUUGGGACACUCUCCCUUCCCUCCCAGAAAGAGUUCUUGGAUAUGAGGUGAUGUACUGGGAAGACGACACCAAGCCUGACACUGUUGGCAAAGUGCGGAUAACAGGGAACUACACACAGGUUAACAUCACGGGACUGAAAGCCAACACGGUGUACUACCUCUCUGUUGCUGCCUUCAACACGGCCGGGCCUGGGCCGCAGUCACCGCCCAUCAACAACACCACCAGGAAACCACCACCAGACAGGGCUCCGCUUAACAUACAAUGGAGCAUGAUUGGUUCCUCGCUAACACUGCGCUGGGACCCCGUAGUUGCCACGGAGACCGAGUCAAAGGUGACCGGAUAUCUGGUGAUACUGAAGAGACACCGAUACAACGACAUCCACACCACCUUCACCAACAGAACUUUGGCCGAGCUCAGCCUCUCGGCCGGCGACAACUAUCUCAUCCAGAUCAAGGUUCUGAGCGAAGGCGGUGAAGGCGUGGGCAGUGAACCCAUACACAUCCACAAAUUAAGUGAGAUAACUUUGCAUCCCGUCCCGUUUUUUGUUUUAUUUUUGGUUUUUUAAACCAGUGCUGAAAUUCAGCUGUGGAUUUAUCUGUCCAGACAGGAAAAGUAAUUUUGCUUCAUUGGAUCUGUUUCCAACCACGUGUAAUAGACUUAUUUUUGGCGUAAGAAAAGCAACCUUUUUUCCAAACGCGUUCACUUGUGUCAUCCAUCUCUGCCAUUGGGUUAUUAUUCCUUGUUGACUGGCUGCACAGGGCUGCAGAAUAUAAAGCAGGGCUGUGCUUCCAUCUCACUGCACAGCUACAUUAUGCUUGCCGGGGCUCCUCUUUGAUGUGGUACAAACUUUAUCUUCCUCUGAAUGCUUUAAUAGCCUCUCCUGUUGAAAGCUUCGUCUAGUCUAGAUAUGAAAAAGAAAAAUCACUUUUGCCUUUUGAUUUAUGAUGACUUGUUAGAUCUAGAGUUAUUUUAUUUUUUGCAUCUAGGUGGGAUUAGUAUUUCUGGUUCUUCUCCAGAGUGAUCAUGCAACUUUAGAAAGUCUUAAAAUUCUGUAUCCAAAAUAAAAAUCCUAGAAUGUUUCCAUGAGACUGCUGCCUGAAAACUUCAUGCUGUCAUAAAUGGGGUUGAGGUGGUGGUGGUGAGGAGAGACGCUGAGACCCAGGUUAUGAUGAAAAUGGUGAUAUUCAAUGAAAAAGCUCGACAGUCCAAUACAGGCGGCACGGCAGACAAUAUAGCACGCAGCUAAUUACCGGUAGCGCUGAAUAAACAAGACUGACAAAAACGAGCAAAUGCCGACACAGGACUUCACAGUACUACUGUGCCGGCAGACGAACUAACAGACAACAUAGACAAGGACCCAACAAGAGACAAAGACAACCAGUGGGUUUAAAUACAC
Poecilia latipinna (sailfin molly) is the source of this 1785-nucleotide messenger RNA. RefSeq names its product contactin-6-like. The transcript is spliced from 6 exons. Lineage: Eukaryota; Metazoa; Chordata; Actinopteri; Cyprinodontiformes; Poeciliidae. The coding region runs from base 439 to 954 and encodes 171 amino acids. Gene Ontology annotation, molecular function: protein binding. The record is from RefSeq and is a predicted model, not a curated record.